UUGUCUACUACUCCAGUAAAAUCGUCAGUGUAGUGUACUGAGUUCAGAAUCUUGACAUGUUUCGUGUGGAAUUUUCUAUUCUGUUUUAGAACCGAUCAGAAUUUUUUCAAAUUAUUGGAGUUCUAUUUAUCUAUCAUGGCUGACGACCCUGAGAAAGAAAGAUUCUUGAAGGAGUUCGGGCAAGAUUAUGGGUAUCCGAAUGCACCCAGUAACGUGGAUGAGAUCCGAGCUACUGAAUUCAAGCGGUUGAAUGAUGUAGUGUACUUGGACCAUGCUGGAGCAACUUUAUAUUCUGAGUCACAAAUUCAAGAUGUCUUCAAGGAUUUAAAUUCUACUCUAUAUGGAAAUCCCCAUAGCCAGAGCAACUGCAGCUUGUCAACCAGUGACAUUGUGGGCGAUGCUCGUCGACAGACCCUUAGCUUCUUUAAUGCAUCUCCUGGAGAGUAUAAAUGUAUAUUUACCUCAGGGGCAACAGCUGCACUGAAACUUGUUGGGGAGACAUUUCCAUGGAGCAGUCAGAGUACUUUUAUGUACACAAUGGAGAACCACAACAGUGUUCUUGGGAUCAGAGAGUACUCUCUCAAGGAAGGAGCUGCAGCUAUUGCAGUAGACAUUGAUGGAAGGCAUGGUGGGAAAUCUGCCGUUAAGAUUAUACCACACACUGUACAGAGGAGAGGUGAAAUUGGAUGCAGGAAAAAGGAGCAAACCAGUGAUACGUACAAUUUAUUUGCGUUUCCAUCAGAAUGCAACUUUUCAGGUCUGAGAUUCGACCUCGGUCUGGUAAAUGUUAUGAAGGAAGAUUCAUAUGAAAUGCCAGGGCCUACUCUGUCUCACAGUGGUCGCUGGAUGGUUCUGAUCGAUGCUGCAAAAGGAAGUGCAACAUCUCCUCCUGAUUUAUCGAAAUACAAGGCAGAUUUUGUUGUGGUCUCAUUCUAUAAGCUAUUUGGCUACCCAACUGGCAUUGGAGCUCUUAUUGCCCGAAAUGGAGCUGCCAAGUUAUUGAAGAAGACCUAUUUCAGUGGAGCUUCAGGCACGGUGGCUGCAUCAAUUGCAGAUGUUGACUUUUACAAAAGAAGAGAUGGGAUUGAGGAAUAUUUCGAGGAUGGCACCUUAGCUUUUGUGAGCAUUGCAUCCCUUCGACAUGGAUUCAGAAUCCUCAAUGCAUUGACAAUGUCUGCUAUUUACAGGCACACAAUGUCACUUGCCCUGUACAUCAGGAAAGCACUCUUGAAUCUGAGACAUGUAAACGGAAGUCGUGUUUGCACGCUUUAUGGCAUAAAUGAUCCUGAGUUAUUAUGCAAUGAAAUGGGUCCUACAGUGUCUUUCAACUUGAAAAGGCCUGAUGGAUCUUGGUUUGGGCAUCGGGAGGUGGAAAAAUUGGCAUCCUUAUCAAAUAUUCAGUUACGGACAGGGUGCUUCUGUAAUCCUGGUGCAUGUGCAAAACAUCUUGGUUUGUCUCAUUCCGAACUUCUUUCUAACAUUGAGGCAGGACAUGUCUGCUGGGAUGAUCGGGAUAUAUUGAAUGGAAAACCAACUGGAUCAGUUAGGGUGUCAUUUGGUUACAUGUCAACAUUUGAGGAUGCCAGGAAGCUUUUGAAGUUCAUCAAGAGUUCAUUUGUAUCAUUGCCUCCUCAACAUUCAAUUUCAGAUUUACUUGGAGAAAAACCUGUUCCUGCCUCGACUGAAGGAGUAGAAAGAGUUACCAGAACAUACUUUCUCAAAUCAAUUACUGUUUAUCCCAUAAAAUCUUGUGCAGGCUUCACUGUGGAAAGCUGGCCUUUAUGUAGUACUGGAUUGCUUCAUGAUAGAGAAUGGCUUCUCAAAAGCUUGAGUGGGGAAAUUUUGACCCAAAAGAAGGUUCCGGAGAUGGGCUUCAUUACUACACUGGUUGAUCUCAAGUUGGGACGACUUAUUGUUGAGUCACUGCGCUGCAAAGAGAAAUUGCAGAUUGAACUUACAUCAGGUCAAUGCAUUGCUGAAAGAGAAGUGAUGGAAAUAUAUUCUCAAAGAUAUGAAGUUCAAGGCUAUGGCAGUGAGGUUGACACUUGGUUCAGCACUGCUGUUGGUCGGCCUUGCACUCUUGUCCGGAGUUAUGCGUUCCAAAAUCACAUGUGCUCAAACAAGAAUCGGAGUAUGGGUCCGUGCAGAGAUCUGGAGGCCCGAUUGAACUUUGUCAAUGAAGCUCAGUUUUUGCUGAUAUCCGAGGAAAGCAUUGCAGAUCUGAACAACAGAUUAAGAUCAAAGUUGCAUAAAGGCUCCAAUGAGCAGCAUAUUGAAGUCGACCCAAGUAGAUUCCGUCCGAACUUGGUUGUAUCUGGUGGCAAACCCUAUGCAGAAGACGGAUGGAGUCGUCUUAAGAUUGGACAGACGAAUUUUACGUCGUUGGGCGGUUGCAACCGUUGCCAGAUGAUCAAUAUGGCUUUCACAGCUGGGACAGUGCAAAGAUCCAAUGAACCGUUAGCUACUCUAGCAUCUUAUAGAAGAUUGAAGGGGAAGAUAUAUUUCGGUGUACUGUUAAAAAUGUGCGAUAGUAUCAAACAGGAAGCAUGGCUUCAUGCGGGGCAGGAAAUAGUUGCGUACGCAGUAUAGCUUCGCAAGAUGCCUACUCUUGUUCUUGGGGGGGCGUCUCGAGGAUUACACAUGGUAUACUACCCAAUAAUUGCCCGUAGUUGUUAUUUAGGUAUUAAUUCACUCGUAUUUAUUAUCUAACAUAUGCUAUUCGGAUUUUAUCCAUUAAACUUUGUGUUUUAACUUUUGUAUAAAAUAUAAUUUCUCAAAAAGAUAAUUUUACACAAUCGGCGUAAAUCCGAGGUAGGAACUGAGAUUGAAGACCUAGUAGGAAAAAAUAAGUGUGAAAAUUAUGUUUUGAUUUUGGAAUAGAUAUUUUUAUCCA
Molecule: messenger RNA, 2893 nt
Organism: Sesamum indicum (sesame)
Lineage: Eukaryota; Viridiplantae; Streptophyta; Magnoliopsida; Lamiales; Pedaliaceae
Source: RefSeq, a predicted model, not a curated record